Molecule: messenger RNA, 2056 nt
Organism: Truncatella angustata
Lineage: Eukaryota; Fungi; Ascomycota; Sordariomycetes; Amphisphaeriales; Sporocadaceae
Exons: 8
Coding region: 1-1620 (539 amino acids)
Source: RefSeq, a predicted model, not a curated record
AUGUCCAUGCCCAAUAGAAAUGCUGAACUUUUGACGCGACGAACAACUUUGGACGAAUACAUUGCCGCAACUCAUCAGCUCGUAGCCAACCACUUCGCCGUCGAGACCGACAAGGGGCUCACCUCGAAGGGCCCCAUCACAAACCCGUACAACAAGCUGUGUCCAAAGAACCUACGCCCAUGGCCCGACUUUCUCGAGCAGCAGCGACCCACUCUAGGGGCCCUCUACGGCACCUUCCCGCGAAUUGCCAAGCGACCGAUAUCUUGCGAAAAGACGCUCGAAUAUUUCCUGCACAAUACCGUCGAAGAUCCCGUGCGAGAGAUUUUCGAGAACCACCCCAAUGUGAUCAGCGAUGUUGCGGAGGAGAGGAAAAACCAGGGACGCAUCCGCCCCGACCAGAUAUGCGUAUACCGGUUUGACGACGAGCUCUCGACACGGCGUAUCAUGCUGUAUGUGUCUGAAUACAAGGCCCCGCACAAGCUGGCCGCUCCACACCUGCGUGUCGGUCUCCAUCCCAUGGAUAUCUUCAAAGACGUGGUCAAUCGGAAAACAAUACCUACCGCGGCGGAUCCCGAGGGUCGAUUCCAGUACCAUGCCGAGAGGCUCACCGCUGCCGCCAUCACACAGACCUACAACUACAUGAUCGAGGGGGACUGGCAAGAACCCGGCACACUCUUGUACCAUCUAGCAGAGCCCGCUUUUGAGGUGGCAGCGCAAUCGUGGGAACACCACGCUUGCACCGCAGUUGGUCAGUACCUGGCAUUCAACCUGCUGGCUCUCGGCCCGCCAGGGAACCCACCCACUGUUCGAUCGCAGGAUGAGCGGCAGCGUGUGAUCUUGGGGCUGAGGCGAUGGCCAGAGGACUUUGAGACGACAUUGCGAUCUGUUCCCCGAGACGAGCGAUACGCUCCGAGCGGCUCAAGCUCCGGCUCGCUGAAGAGGACCGUCCAGAUGUGCAGCCAAGAUGCAGGGGCCGGGACGACGAGUCUUCGUCGGAUGAGUCCUCGCCUCCGAUGCCGGACACCCCGACACCGUCUGCUUCUAGGGCUGGUCAGAAGAGGUCGCCUUGACGCAAAGUGUCCCAACGUUCUCUUGCACCGGCAGGCUAACCUUGCAGCUGCUGAUCAUCUGAUCGACCGUGACGAGUUCCUCCGUCGUCUCGAUGAGGGCGGAUCCCGCGGCGUGCUGUUCAAAAUGAGUCUGAUGGCCGACAGCUACACUUUCGUCGCUAAGGGCACGGUAUCUGCUUUCAUUCGGGACGUGUCGGUCUGCCUGGGCGCGAUAGAUCUUCGCGACAUGGGCAGGAUUUAUUACUACGACCAUCGGGUCUACAUCGAAUACCUGUUGCUUCUCUCCAUGGCAGUCAAACGUUGUCUGCGGGCGAUACAUCGGGCGUGCGUGGUGCAUCAGGAUGUGCGUCGUAACAAUGUGCUACGCAAUACCGACACAGGGGAGCUCAUGCUGAUUGACUUUGAGCGUUCUGUCGUCAAGGCAGGACGGAAGCCGCUGGGCAAUAUCGUGCCUAACAAGCGAUCGUGGAAUGGGCAAAGGAAGGAGACUACGGCGUCAAUGUACAGUCAUGGUCCGGGAGACGCCAAGUACGAAGAAGAUAUACUGUAGGCAGGGGUCGAGUUCCCUGAGAAAGACGUCUUUGCAGUGCCCGCGGCAUGUGCCUACAAGCCACGAAAGACGCAUGUCGCUGCUGGCAUAGCUGCUUCAUUCAAAACUGUACCCACGUCUGGAUGAUACAGGAACAUUCCAUGUUUGAGUCAAAGCAAAGAUGAUGCAUAACGUGGCAUACGGUCCAUCUGCAACACCAAAAGGCGGCGUCCACUGUGGUACUUGAAUGCCUAAAUUGGCUAGGAGCGCCGGUCCUUGCCCAUUAGUGACGUUCAACACUUGUUCUGCCAUUGGGACGUGGGCCGGGUAUGGAACUAGGUGACAACGACGCAGCUGCUCCAAUGCGAUCUGGCAUUUUGCUAGCUCUUGGCCGAUGAGACGAUGCUCUCGGUGUUUGAGCAAGAUUUCGUGGCUAAAUUCCAGCUCAAUGGCUCCC